AUGGAAGCUGGCUCGAUCGCGAAGAAGGUGAGGAUCUGUGCCUACAAUUCACGAACACUUGCAUCCGAGUUUUCGAUAGAAGAUGACCAUGCUAGCAAGAAGGAUGAGGAGACUAAAACACCGGCGCGAAAACUUCUUGAGGCUUUUUGGAUAAAUGCCAAAAACCCUAAAAUGAAUAGCAGAGAUGAAUGCCCAGAGGUUAUAGGCGACCUGACCCCGUACGUUCGCAUCAAUCUGAUGUGGCAUGGUGCAGUCGUCAACCACAUGCGACUAUAA
Messenger RNA from Angiostrongylus costaricensis, 276 nucleotides. Lineage: Eukaryota; Metazoa; Nematoda; Chromadorea; Rhabditida; Metastrongylidae. The record is from the annotation of a GenBank genome assembly.